This is a messenger RNA of Grammomys surdaster, 710 nucleotides long. Its product is annotated as prolyl-tRNA synthetase associated domain-containing protein 1. The coding region runs from base 28 to 537 and encodes 169 amino acids. Gene Ontology annotation, molecular function: aminoacyl-tRNA deacylase activity. NCBI's taxonomy places the organism in Eukaryota, Metazoa, Chordata, Mammalia, Rodentia, Muridae. The transcript is spliced from 2 exons. The record is from RefSeq and is a predicted model, not a curated record.
UCUUCACCCUACCGACGUAGCAGGAAAAUGGCAGGCUCGGAGCUGAGGGCGGCGUUAGAGCAGAAGCUCGGCGCUCUCAACAUUCGCACGGAGGUCAUGGAGCAUCCCGAGGUGUUUACAGUUGAAGAAAUGAUACCGCAUAUUCAACAUUUGAAAGGAGCACAUAGUAAGAACUUAUUUCUUAAAGACAAAAAGAAGAAAAACUAUUGGUUAGUCACAGUUCUUCAUAACAGACAAAUCAAUUUAAAUGAUCUUGGCAAGCAGUUAGGAGUUGGGAGUGGAAAUCUUCGGUUUGCUGAUGAAACAGCCAUGGUAGAAAAACUAAAAGUUGGUCGAGGUUGUGCUACACCUUUGGCACUCUUCUGUGAUGAUGGAGAUGUUAAAUUUGUUUUGGAUUCAGCUUUUCUGGAAGGUGGACAUGAGAAAGUAUACUUUCAUCCAAUGACUAAUGCUGCAACCAUGGGAUUAAGUCCUGAAGACUUUCUUGUAUUUGUGAAGGCUACAGGACAUGAUCCCAUAAUUCUAAACUUUGACUAAAAACUGAUUGGGAGCCAGGUGUGGUGGCACACUGCCAUUAGCCAAGCACUUUAGGCAGAGCAGGCUGAUCACUUGAGUUCUAGGCCAGCCAAUGCCUAAUAAUCAGCUGUUGUGUCAAACAAAAGCCAAUUGGGCUAAUACUCUUAAUAAACUCAUUUUGACAACUGUUUUUA